Plasmodium vinckei vinckei is the source of this 4917-nucleotide messenger RNA. RefSeq names its product conserved Plasmodium protein, unknown function. The record is from RefSeq and is a predicted model, not a curated record. The coding region runs from base 1 to 4917 and encodes 1638 amino acids. Gene Ontology annotation, biological process: negative regulation of transcription elongation by RNA polymerase II. The transcript has 6 exons. Lineage: Eukaryota; Apicomplexa; Aconoidasida; Haemosporida; Plasmodiidae. Gene Ontology annotation, molecular function: RNA binding. Gene Ontology annotation, cellular component: NELF complex; nucleus.
AUGAAAAGGAGGCAAAAAAAUUGUAUAGGAUUAAGUAAUUGCUCGUUUGACCAAUUUAAAAAGGGUGUUGAAUUUCUGAGAGAAACCGAUGCAAUAUUAGAUGAUGACAUAUUUAUAAUAUUAAAAAGAGUUUGUUCAUUUUUUUUUUUUUGUUUUAAGAAUGAUGAUUUUGAAUACUUAUUAAAAUGCUUUGAUAAAGGGAACAAAGAGAGAAAUAAGUCGAUUACCAAUAGUAGCAAAAGUUGGGGUGACAAUAAUAAUACCUACAGUAAAAAUAAUGAUUUGGAUUUAAAAAAUGACGAGAUAUAUUGGGAUUAUAAAUUUAGCAAAGGUGAUUUUAUAAUAAUUAAAAAUAUUAAUAGAUUAUUACUGAAUAAAUUAGUUGAUAACUAUGUUGGGUAUUCAUGGUUAUGCUUAAUAGUAUCAGAGUAUAUGAACAAUUUAGAUUUGUUUACUAAUAAUUUGGAGGAUAAUGAAAAAAAAGAAAAUGACGAUGAAAAAAAUAAAAUAUGGUUUAAAUACCAAAUUUAUAAAAACUUCAAACAAAUUGAAGAACUAAAUAAAAUUAAUAAAAUAGAAUAUAACGAUAUAAAAAAUAAUCCAGAAAAAUACAGUGAAGAAGAAAUAAAUAAUAGAAAGACACAUUAUGUAAACUAUCUGCACUGUUAUUAUGGAAAUCUUUUUUCGUCCUCUUGUUAUGAUAAAAAAAAUAGAGACAAUCUUUCUAUUUCUUAUACUAAUCCCAAUAUUAGUAAUUCCUAUAAUGACUCUGUUAAUAAUAAUACAGAUAAUUUUUAUUUAGACGAUCCAGAAGAUCGGUUUGAUUGGAUUAUGAAUAGUGACAGUGAUGAUUAUUAUGAAUUAGUUAAAAGUAAUUCGAAAUCCGAAAAAACACAUUUAUACAAUAAUUAUUAUAAAACCUCUUUUGAUUAUGAAGAAAAUAAACUUGAGAAUGAAAACGUGAAUAAUACAUUGUAUAGUAAUAAAAUGUAUAAUAAUGAAGAAAAAAACAAAAAAAGAAAAUUAAGUGGAAAUACGAUUAAUCAAAAUAAACAAAAUGAAGGGGCUGGUAAUUUCGAAAUGUAUCAAAAUAAAAACUAUAGUAAUGAAAAGGAAGGGGGAAAUGGUUAUUAUAUGUGCUCAAAUGAAAAUGCUAUUACUGAAAGAGGAAUGCAUAAUGAAAAUGAUGAAAUGAAUGAAUUUUCUGAUGGAAAUCCGGGAUUAGACCAAAGUAUAAAUUAUUCUGAAAAUUUUAUGCAACCACAUCAGGAAUAUUCAGAAAAAAAAUAUAUUAGAAAAUAUGAAAGUAAAGAGCGAAUUGAAAAAGAGGAUGAUGUAUCCGAUGAAGAAGGGGAAUAUAGUGAUGGUGGGGAAUCUUAUGAUGAUGGAGGAUCAGAUGAAGAUGAGGGAUCCGAAAUAUAUCAUAGUAGAGAGAGCGAUGAUAGUGGCAAUGAUCAUGAUGAUGAGAGUUUGCAUUAUUUGUAUAAAGCUCUAUGUGAUUAUUUAUCCACAAAAUAUGAAACUAAUAAAUUGCAAAAAUAUAUGGACGAAUAUAGAGAUACACAUUCAUGGAAACCUCCGCCAUUUUAUUGGAAAAUUUUAAAAAAUAAAUAUGUAGCAAAAGAAGUAUUAAAAUUAUAUGAAGAUCGUCAUUUAGAUCCCUUUUUAUCCUGUUUAUAUGAAGAUUUUGUAAAUAGAUAUUAUUUUGAGCUUAAGGGAAGUAAUAAUAAUAAUAGCAGUAAUAGCAAUGGAUAUGGGAACAAUAGUAACAAUUCUAGUGGUAAUAAUGAUAGUAAUAGUAUAACUACAUAUACAAGUAAUUUCAACGUAUUUACAUUACGUAUUAGUGAAGAAAUAUGUAAAUUUUUAUCAUUAAAAGAACCAGAAGAAGAAGAAGAGGUUUUAAAUAUAUGUAAAAAUAUAUGUAUUAGUGAAAAUUCAUAUAUAUAUACACAACUAAUAUUAGAAUAUAUAUAUAGAAACAAUAAUGAUAAUAGUAUGAGAAGAUUAUCACAAUAUUUAUGUCUUUAUAUUAUUUAUAAUGAUAUAAAUAUACAUAAUAUAUGUAAUAAUUAUUUUCAUAAUGUUAUAGAAAAUGAAGUUAGUAUCUCUUAUCUUAUAUUUAAAAUUAAUAAUUUACAUAAUUAUACAUCAUUAUAUAAUACUUUUAAAAAUAUAUAUAUGACAAGAAAUAAGGGUUUUAUGAAUAUUAAUAAUACUGAAAUUGUUAAUUUACAUAAUAACAUACUACAAGUAUUACGAAUAUUUAAUGGUAAUAAGCUAUUAUUAUUUGAUUCAACAUAUUUAAUGGAUAAUAAUAAUUCUGGGUAUAAAUCAGGACGAAAAAGGCCUGCGAUAAAUCAAUCACCCAAUCGUAAUAAAGACGAUGAUGAUUCGAGUGAAAUUUAUUCUCACAGUGUAAGUGUCUUUGAUUAUAAUUCGAAUUUUUCAAACAAAAAUAGGAGUAAUCUGGAAGAUGAAAAUAACAGAAAUCGUUUUGGUAGUGAAUCCGAGAUAAGUGGCGAAGAAGUGGGAAGUUCUGAGAUGAGUAGCAGUGCAAGAAUGAGUGGAGAAGUUAGUGAUUCAGAAAUGGAUAAAGAAGAAAUAAAUUAUGAUGGAAGGGCUAGUAGCGUAAAUAUGAGUGGUUUUACAAGUCAAUAUGGGGAUGAAAAUACAGAAUUUAAUGGUAGUAGUGUUUCAAAGGGAAGAGAGAGCAAAAUGGCAUCUGAUUUUAGUAGUUGGAAAAAUGGAAAUACAGCAGUUUCUAGCUUAGUUGAUUCAGAAGAUUUGCGAAUGGGAAGAAUUGAUGAUAUCAAUAAUAAUAUGAUUGAUGAAAGAAUGAACCACGAAAUUCCAAGAUUAAAUAAAUUAAAAAGCGAUGUUAGUGAAUUUUUAUUGCCAUCAGCAUCUCAAUUUGGAAAUAGGGAUUAUAUGCAUAAUAAAGAAUUUUUAAGAAUUAAUAUAUAUGCAGAAAAAAUUCCUUUAAUACAUUUGAGAGAUAUAUUUUUUCUGAACAAUAUUAUAAAUAUAUAUGCUACUAAUAAUGGAUUAUUUAAUAACAACAUGUAUAAAAUAUAUGGAAGAGUUCUUAUAUUUUUAACUACUUAUUCUCCAUACGAAUAUGUAUAUAAUCAUUAUUAUUCUACCUUUUUUAAAGGGAAAAAAAAUUCAUUCAAAAAAUAUUCGACUUCUUAUUUUAACAUUUAUGACGACACAAUAUCAAUUAUUGAUGGUGAUGAAAACAGUGAAACAGAUGAAGAUGGUAGUACAUCCUAUAAUACCGAUAGUGAAAGUACAAAAAUUCCAAGCAAUUAUGGUAAAAGAAUAAAAAUGAGAGAAAAGGAAGACCCAUAUGAUGAAAAAGAAAAAAAGAGCAAACGAAAAUUUAAAGAAUUCUCAGAAAUAAAAAAUGACCAAGAGCCUAAAAAACAUAAAUUAGAAAAUAGUGAUGCGAAAGAAGUAAGUCAACCUGACAAAGAGAAAGAAGUAAGUCAACCUGACAAAGAGAAAGAAGUAAAUCAACCUGACAAAGAGAAAGAAGUAAGUCAAACUAAUAAAGAGAAAGAAGUAAGUCAACCUGACAAAGAGAAAGAAGUAAAUCAAACUGAUAAUAAUAAAGAAGUGAGCCAAACUGACAAAGAUAAAGAAGUAAAUCAAACUGAUAAUAAUAAAGAAGUGAACCAAACUGAUAAUAAUAAAGAAGUGAGCCAAACUGAUAAUAAUAAAGAAAUGAGCCAAACUGAUAAAGAGAGAGAAGUAAGUCAAACUGAUAAAGAGAAUGAAAUAAGUCAACCUGAUAAAAAUAAAGAAUUGGUAUUAAAGAUAUCGAAUGAUAAUAAUACCCAAAUUGUAGAUGAGAAUAAUAUAAGCAAACAAAAUACUACCGAAAAUAUUUAUAAUAAAAAUAAUGAUAGCAUAAAAGAAGAUAAUAUAAAACCAAAACUAAAUAAUGAAGAGAAUGAGAAUGAGAAAAAAACAUCAUAUGAAAAUAGUGUAGUAAAAACUGGUAUAACAGAAAGUAUGUUAAAAGAUAAAAAUAGUUGCAUAAUUUCAAAUGAUUUGUUUGAAUUAAGAACAGAAGUAAUGUCUUGUGAUGAAGUAAAAAGUCACAUAUUUAAAAAUGUCAAAAGUAAAAAGAAAUUAAAAGUUAAUAAAAUGAAUAAAAAAAAAAAACAUUAUUUUUAUAAAUUAUUUUAUAAAUUUAGACUAACUUAUAACAAUUUUAUAAAGUUUGUACAAACAGAAAUAUUUCAUAUAUAUAAUAUUAUGCAUAGUAGUACUUACUCGGAUUCAACAAAAGAUAAAUUAUUACUUGGUAAAAUAAACAGUAAUUUAUCAGCAUCAAUAAUAUAUAAAUAUGUUUAUAAUAAUAUUUAUAAACACAUUAAUUUAAAUCAAGUCAAUUUAAUAUAUACAAAGUUUAUUAUUCUCAAACAUAUUGUUGAUAAGUACCCACAAAAGAGAUUCGUAACUUUGUAUUUUUUCAAGGAGCUGUACAUAUUCAUAAUUGAAAAAGAGAAAACAUUACAAGAGUUUUCAGAACUACGUGAAAACAUAAUUUUAUUUUUUGUGUAUAUGAUCAGAUAUGAGAAUAUGUUUUUCUACGUUAUUAAUGUAAUUAAGAAAAUGAUAUAUUUGCUAGAUAAGUCCUUGAUACGACUAUUUAUAGUAAAAACACUAACAUAUUGUGCCCCUCCGUAUAACUUUAAAUUUUGCAAGUAUAUCCUAAACUUCAUUUAUUUGGUGCUCAAAAAAGAGGGAAUAUACUAUAAAAACGAAUUUAAAAAGGUGAUAAACAAAUUUUUGGACGAUGUUGAACAGCUGGAUGCAAUGUACCAAAGUUCGAAGACUAAGGAACUCAUCAAUUUAAGUAAUUAUAUUAAGGAGCAAAUGGCGCAAUCAGAAAGGGAAAUAUAG